This is a messenger RNA of Chinchilla lanigera (long-tailed chinchilla), 972 nucleotides long. Its product is annotated as putative olfactory receptor 14L1. The transcript is spliced from 2 exons. The record is from RefSeq and is a predicted model, not a curated record. Gene Ontology annotation, cellular component: membrane. Gene Ontology annotation, molecular function: olfactory receptor activity; G protein-coupled receptor activity. NCBI's taxonomy places the organism in Eukaryota, Metazoa, Chordata, Mammalia, Rodentia, Chinchillidae. Gene Ontology annotation, biological process: G protein-coupled receptor signaling pathway. The coding region runs from base 1 to 972 and encodes 323 amino acids.
AUGGCCCAGUUCAACAGAAAUCAGUCCACACCGUGCAGAGUAAGUGACGAGAAUAAGACAGAAUCUGUCGGGUUUCGCCUCAUGGAGUUCUCUGCCUCGCGGGAGGUGCAGACCGUCCACGCUGCUUUCCUUUCAGUAGUCUACCUGGCAGCUGUCACGGGGAACCUCCUCAUCAUCGUGCUCACCACUCUGGAUGCUCAUCUGCAAACCCCAAUGUAUUUCUUUUUAAGAAACCUGUCUUUCUUAGAUUUUUGCUACAUUUCCGUCACAGUUCCCAAAUCUAUUGUCAACUCCUUCACCCACGAUAGCUCCAUUUCCUUCUCUGGGUGUGCCCUGCAAGUCUUCUUCUUCAUGGACCUGGCGAGCACAGAGGUAGCCAUCCUCACGGUGAUGUCCUAUGACCGCUACGUGGCCAUCUGCCGGCCGCUGCACUACGAGGCCAUCAUGGGCCGCGGGGCCUGUGUCAGGAUGAUGGCCGCGUCCUGGCUCAGUGGCGUGGUCUCUGGGCUCAUGCAUGUGGCGGCGACAUUCUCCUUACCGUUCUGUGGGUCCAACCGAGUCCAUCAAUUUUUCUGUGACAUUCCACAGCUCCUGAGCCUCUUAGACUCCAAAGUAAUCAUCAAUGAGGUUAGAAUCAUGGUUUUUAUUACGUGUCUUGUGAUUAUCUGCUUUGUAUUGAUCACUCUCUCCUAUGUGUACAUUUUUUCUGCCAUCUUGAGGAUUCCAUCAAAGGAGGCAAGAUCCAAAACAUUUUCCACCUGCAUUCCCCACCUGGUGGUUGUAACGCUCUUCCUGAUAUCUGGAAGCAUUGACUAUGUGAAGCCAAUUUCGAGUUCUCCCUCCUCUUUGGACUUUUUCUUGCCUGUGUUCUACACCGUGGUGCCCCCCACCCUGAACCCCAUCAUCUACAGUCUGAGAAAUAGGGACAUCAAGGCAGCCCUGGGAAGGCAGUGUGUAAGGAAGACCAAUUAG